GUGGGUGGGUGAGGUUCUGGGGCCUGUGAGGUGCAGGAGGUCAGACCAGAUGAUCACGAUGGGCCCUCCUGACCUUACCAUCUGUGAGCCCCUGAAGGGCGACGUCACACAGCCAGAGCCCCAUCACUCUGCACCGAGGGAUGAGCCAGGAUGUAGCCUUCAAAGAGAAAUCCCUUCCCUGGCCUGUCUGCCACUUUCCAGCCCCCGCCACGCGCCCAGGAAAUCCCGUGCUCCAGCCUCAGGGGUUGGCUGGUCCCCGCAGGCCCAUUAGUGUGUGUGGGCCGGACAGCUCCAGUGAUUUACCGGCGGGGACACAGCGUCCUGGUGGAUCAGCCCUGAUGCUUCUUGACAAGGUGGAAUCGCUUUGCGAUGAGGCUCUGGGGGUCCCAGCCCUGGCCCGUUUCAUCCAUUGAUUUUCCACCCUUUGGAGUUAAGCUGCUAAGCGUAGCACCUGGGCCUCAUCUCCACCUACUUAAGACUCGCUGAGCCAGGCGGGCUGAGUUACGGCCUGUCUCUCAAGCAGCCUUGGCCCCAUCCGUCCGGGUUCCUCGCAGAGCUUAGCGCCGAAAUGAAACAGGGGUUUCGCCUCCCCUCAACAGGCUCCAGCAGUCGGGGUCCCCGGCUCUUUGCAAGCAUCAGUAACUAUUGUACAGCCUGGGGAAACCGAGGCAGGAACGGCGGGACUGGCAGCGUUACCUGGCGGCAAUGGGAUUAGAACCCAGCUGGUUCCGAGCCCCUUGGCUUGUGCUGCACCCCCUGAGCCAGGCCUACUUACCCUGCUGCCAGGGCUUGCUUCAGCCCCCGGCAGGGCCCGUGCCCAGCGCCGUGCCCGGGGCCCAGGGGCAGAGUGCUCCUGGCACAUGGUCACCGCGCCCCACGGGAAGCCGGAUGGAGGGGCGGCGCCCUGGGGCCAGGAGGCUAAAAUCCAUCACAGGUGGCCUGGUGCUACCAGACAGCCCCGGCUCCCCGGCCGCCCCCGCCCCCGCCCCCGGAGAAGCCGUUUCCACCAAUCCGGCGCCUGGGGAGGUGUCGCUCCGCAUUCAAAGUGCCGGCGAGACGCGGUAUAAAGCCGAGCGCCGGUGGAGCCAAGGGGGUCACGCCGGAGCAUCAGGACCAUGGCCAGCUCCCGCCUCUGCCGGCUCUGUCUGGGCUACUCGCUGCUCGUCCUGCUGGCCGCCGGCCAGGAGCCCCUGGGGCCCAGGGCUGCAGACAGCAAAACCCAAGAAGAAAAGGACCUGAUUGACGCUCUCCAAGAGGUGCUGGAGAAACUGAAGACGGAGCGGCUGCCCUCCAUAGAGAAGAAGCUGGGCUCAGUGGCCUCGUGCGAUGCCGGAGAGCCGUGUGCCGUGAGGAAAGGAGCCCGGAUCGGGAGACUCUGCAGCUGCCCCCGCGGGACGGCCUGCAACUUCUACAUCCUCAAGUGCUUGUGAGGAGGACAGGACAGGGCGGGGGGACGGGGGCCUGUGGAGCAGCUUCUGGUCCUAAUCUCUCCACCUUGCCUGUUUGGCAGCUGGCAGGAGGUGGGGUUGGUUUUUCUCCUGUGCUCAUCACUUCCCCCACGGCCCUGAAGGCUCCCUCCCCAUCCGAGUGCCUGCGAUGGAAGGAGCUCUUUGUGCAAAGUGCGCCAUUGCUUUGCUCCCAUGCUGCCCUGAGGGAUGCUAGGAGAAGCCAGCCUGGCCUGCUUUUCCACGGUGCCAAGCCGCUGAUCUCAGUGGGGCCAGCAGCUCUGAGAAUCAGCUCCCAUGUCCCUUCUCCCCGCUUUCCCUGCCUGGAGAUCUGGGGACAACGGUUCUCUGCUCAGUGCAGAGGGAGAGGCUGCUGGCUGCAGCCUCUCGUGUCUCUGCUUGGUCCCUGGCUGUGGGUAGAGUAGCCUGGGGGUUGCUCUAACAUGGCCCCGAGGUACCAGCUGCCAGCACGCUGCUCUCUAGCCCCAUCUCACCCUGCCGUGGCUCCUGCACAAGAGGCCAUGAGGAGGCUAGCAUAGGAGCCAGCCACAGAGACUUCAGUGCCUCCUGGGAAUCUCUCAUGCCAGGGGAAGGGAAGCAGGUGGACGAGCUUUGCUCCCAGGGGCUGGCAGCUGAGGCCUGGUCUCCGAGUUCUCGGUUAUCUGAGCACCAGGGGCAUCCCUGCAGUGCCAGUAGGGGUGGCUUUGGAUUAUCUCUCCCGGGGAGGAAGGAGCAGCAGGAAGAGGGGACCUGAGCAAACUAUGCCACAUGCAAACACCGGAGAUGAGCAGAACAUCCCCCCAGCCAAUCAUUCUCCCUGCUCCCUAGCGCCAGUUCCCUGGCUGCUGCAUGGAACCUGCUUCCCCUGACACUGGGCAAAGAGCCAGGCUGUGCAGAAUGGCAGGGCAGGGGAGGGGAGGGGAGGGGAGGGAGUGCUGGAGGCAAUAGGUACUGAGAGGAAGGCUAGCCUGGGGGGUUAAGGCACAGGGCUGGGAUCCAGGUUCAAGCCCCUGUUCUGCUAUGGACUCCUGGUGUGACCGGGGCAACCUCACGGGCCGCUAACAUGGAUAAUAAUGCUUCCUUGGCCCAUCGUGUCUGUUUAGACUGUGAGCUCCCCGGGGCAGGGACCAUCUCUGACUCUGUGUUUGUGCAGCACCCGGACAACAGGGCCCCCAUCGCAGCUGGGACCUCUGGGCAUAGAGAAUCAGACUUGGUUCCAGAUAAUCUUCUAGCAUUCCCCACAGACAGCAGUCCCCGUGGGGGGGGGAUUUUCUCUUGUUUCCAGAUCGUAUCGGCUUUAGCCCAUCCCUGCAAUUCAAACGGUCACCGGGAAAUAACCAGAGACCAAGGCAGACCACAGCAGCAGCCUGCACCCACGGAGAUACAGGGGGUGUUUGCACGGUCUGUGCUCUCAGCUGGUAGCAGCAGCAAAGAAACCUGCCCCCCGAGAUACAGCAUGAAGUGUGCACAUUGACCACCCCUUGCAGUGAGCAUCAGAGCUCCCCGUGCUGGAGCAGGAGGGCAGCUCGAGCUGCUGGUGCAACAGGAAAAUGGUCACAUUGAAGGCCCUGAUUCUCCAGGUGUUUAUUAGCUCCGGUGCCAGAUGGGUACGAGAAAUGUUCCCGAAGCAGCCUGGUAAAACAGCUGCUGUGCACUUUGCCUAGUUGUGCAAAUGGCUGAACAAGGGGCAGGCCCAGGGAGGAGCAGCCCCCGGUGGGCAGGGAGCGUAAAGGAGAUGGGAAAAAAAUAGUGACAUGGGCCCUUGUAGGGGUCGGUUUCUUUCAAAAGCUGCAUCUGCCCUGAAAUCCCACCCCUGUCCCGAUUCAUUUCCCAGAACACAUUCAGCCUGUGGU
This is a messenger RNA of Chrysemys picta bellii (western painted turtle), 3298 nucleotides long. Its product is annotated as cocaine- and amphetamine-regulated transcript protein-like. Gene Ontology annotation, biological process: cellular response to starvation; adult feeding behavior; G protein-coupled receptor signaling pathway. NCBI's taxonomy places the organism in Eukaryota, Metazoa, Chordata, Testudines, Emydidae. The record is from RefSeq and is a predicted model, not a curated record. Gene Ontology annotation, molecular function: neuropeptide hormone activity.